This is a messenger RNA of Ectocarpus sp. CCAP 1310/34, 2433 nucleotides long. Lineage: Eukaryota; Phaeophyceae; Ectocarpales; Ectocarpaceae. The record is from the annotation of a GenBank genome assembly.
GCUCCACGCCAUCCUCCGCCAUGAGUUUAAUCGGCCAGCAAGAUUGCAACGGCGAGGCGGCGGCUGCCGCAGUUUCCGUCGGCCUGACGGAUGGGAGAGGGCGGGGGCUGUUCGCCACGGCAGACAUGAAAGCGGGAGCAACCAUCUUGAUCGAGAGGCCACUCGUCGCCAUGCAAAGCCUCGAUAACGCCCUAGACGUGACCGUCUGCCGAAACUGCCUUGGCUUCGCCGGCGACGUCAUCUCCCAGCUCGAUAUUUUGACGGGGCUCAAUCGACCUGAGUGCCUCGCACGAUACAAGGCUCGCCAACGGUGUUGGGAUUCCAACGGCCACGACGAUCAGACUGCCCCAGCGCACAAGCUAUCGGGGUUGUAUGAGUGCCUCGGGGGCUGCGGGGAAGUGUACUGCUCGCCCCGCUGCAGAUCGGAGCACUGGGAGCGGUGCCACCGCCUCCUUUGCGUCGGCCCCGUGCCGGACGAGGAGGCACAAAGCCACCCGCUUGUUGAGUUUCGGGUACACGCGAUGCAAACCAACGAGAUAUUUCUCCUUGUGGGAGAGGUGAUGGCACAGAUCGCGACCGCAUUUACCGAGAAGGUGCGGGCCAAGCCCGGCGGCGGCAGCGGCAGCGGCAGCGGCAGCGGCAGCGGCAGCGGCAGCGGCGAUGUCGACGACGAAAUUUCCGCCGCCCGUGCUCCUUUCGCGGAUUUCGUUCAAGAGCCCUGGUGGGACGUUGCCGUCGCUAGGGACGGGCGCGACGCAACAGAUGGGUCAUCGCUGCCACCCUGCACAUCCGAGGACGGCUGUAGCGGUGAUGAAAACUCCUGCGCCGCCGCUCUACCGGGCACCCUGCGAGCCCUGUGUGGAGAGUCAUCGGCGCUGCUACGCCGGGCCUUCGCCCGUGCCCUCGGACCCCUGCCGGCGCCCCUAGAGCAGGCCCUCAUGACCGAGAUGUUCGGCAGGGUGGUCGGCAUGUUCGAGCAGAACAACGUCGGCGUCCGCGCGCCGUCCCCGAUCCCCGAGGUACUUCGGGAACUGCUUUCUGCGUCGAGCGAGGGUAAUGAUGAUUGCCCUACGAGAGGAACGUCGCGGGAUGUGCUGGGGGAGGUAGCGCGGCUGGUGGGCGAAGUGAUGGACGAGGAGUAUGAGGAAGAGGAGGAGGGUGAUUUACAGAUGAUCUGUCCCGUUGCGCCGAGAAAAUGUGUUCCUGGAGAUGGUGCGUUAGAAGAGUCAGGGAUGGGCCAAGGGGAGGCCGAGACGAUACUCAAGGCAGCAAUCGGCGGUGAUGAGGAAGGGGACGAAGUUGUGUCGUUGUUCCCCCCCCUCGACGGGACCGCGCUGUACCCCCUCAUCUGUUGCAUGAAUCACUCGUGCCGGCCCAACUGUCUCGUGCGCUACCCGGGGAGAAGGCGAGAGAAGAAGGCUACGGUGGACCCUGAAAAUGCGGCGGUUGCGAGUGCCGCGAGCGCUGAUCCCCUGGUUGCGGAUGUGGUGCUUUUGGAAGACGUGCCCGCUGGGGAGGAGCUGACUCAAAGCUACGUCAACAGAGACAUGGGUCUUGUCGAGAGAAGGGAUGCGCUAGAGGAUUACGGUUUUCUUUGCACGUGCCCCCGCUGCUCGGAAGAGGAAGCCAUAGCCGUGGCGUCAUCAUGAAGUGAAGUGGCAUGUGUGGCCAUGUUGUACAUACGCCGACAUCAAAAGUCAGGUCGUUGUGGGCUUCUUCGAGGUCAAAAAUGUUCCUACACGCAGUCGGUGUUGGGUGUUCCUCAAUAGAACCAGGUGGCUGGUGCCUCGUGACGGUUCGUCUUGUGCGUUCUUGCCUCCCGCGGUGGCGGGACGGGUGGUGGAAUCGGCGAGCACGUUUCGAAUGUUGCUUGUCUUGGCACUGCUGUGUCUGAUGAGGAUGAAGCUAUGUUGUGGUAUCCUAUCUCCUUGUGUUUACCCCUGAUGAGCGUUGUUGAGUUGAAAUAGAGAUGCAAGCAAAGCGUUGUUGAUAAAGGUAGAAAGCCCCCGGGCAGCGCAGGGAAGGCUUAUCUACCCCCGCGAUGGGGUGUUGAGCCGCACUGAAUAGGCGUGAGAAGUAGACUCGCUUGACGACAGACCUCAAGCCGAGUUAGAGCUAGUUCCGCUAAAUUGUUAAGGCCCUGAGGAAAGCGGGAAAAAACCGACCGCUGCGUUCACCCACCUUUCCUUUGAUGUGUCUCAAACAACGAAUGCUGUUGCUAUUGAUUGACUUUGAAGCAGCAUUGGGCAGGACAAUCACUGCUGCUGUACACCUGGGAAGUGAUAGUAACAUUCCACGAGGGACGCUUCAGCCAUCCUUUUUUUACGUAGCACAAGUGCAUGCUACCGCCGCCCCUUCCAACCUGCCGGAAUAUCUGGGACGGUUUUUCCGCUGAGAGCAGAGAAUGAUGUGGCCAUCGAUUGUGCCGCAAGU